Daphnia magna is the source of this 969-nucleotide messenger RNA. It is a transcript of the gene Oscillin, whose product is annotated as glucosamine-6-phosphate isomerase. Lineage: Eukaryota; Metazoa; Arthropoda; Branchiopoda; Diplostraca; Daphniidae. Bases 21 to 842 code for a protein of 273 amino acids. Gene Ontology annotation, molecular function: glucosamine-6-phosphate deaminase activity; identical protein binding. The record is from RefSeq and is a predicted model, not a curated record. Gene Ontology annotation, cellular component: cytoplasm. Gene Ontology annotation, biological process: N-acetylglucosamine catabolic process; N-acetylneuraminate catabolic process; D-glucosamine catabolic process. The transcript has 7 exons.
GAACAUUUUAAACAAGAAAAAUGCGUUUGGUAAUUCAAGAGAAUUCCGACCUAGUAACCGAUUGGGCCGCUCGUUAUGUCCUGAAACGGGUGAAAGAUUUUAAUCCAGGGCCUGACAAUUUUUUCGUCCUUGGUCUGCCAACUGGAAGUACUCCUCUCGGCAUGUACCGCAAGCUGAUCGAGUUCCACAAGCAAGGUCGUAUCUCGUUCCGGUACGUCAAGACUUUCAACAUGGAUGAAUACGUGAACCUUCCACGUGAACACCCAGAAUCCUACCACUACUUCAUGUGGAAUAAUUUCUUCAAACAUAUUGAUAUUCUACCGGAGAAUGUUCACAUUCUGGACGGGAACGCAGCUGACCUGCAGACCGAAUGCCUUGCAUAUGAAGAGAAAAUUAAAGAAGCUGGUGGAGUCCAUCUGUUCGUCGGAGGAAUCGGCCCUGAUGGACACAUAGCUUUCAAUGAACCGGGUUCUUCGCUCGUAUCCAGGACCCGCCUGAAGACUUUAGCACAAGAUACGAUCAUCGCCAAUGCUAGAUUUUUCAACAACGAUCUGUCUAAAGUUCCCAAACAAGCUCUGACGGUUGGUGUAGGCACCGUCAUGGACGCCAAUGAGGUGAUGGUGCUCAUUACGGGUGCCCAUAAGGCUCUGGCCUUAUACAAGGCUGUCGAAGAAGGAGUCAACCACAUGUGGACCGUUUCGGCUAUCCAGCAGCAUCCCCGUGCCCUCCUCAUUUGCGACGAGGACGCCACGUUGGAGCUGAAAGUCAAGACUGUGAAAUAUUUCAAGGAUCUGUGGGAAGUUCAUAAUGAGCUAGUGGAAGAUAUCCAGCAGCAAUCUUGAUCUUCUUCCUUCUUUAGGGUAAAAGAACAAAACAAAAACAAGAAUUUGUGGGACGUGCACAGCAAACUGGUCGACCCUUUAGAUGACAUCAAGUCUCAAGAUGGAGCCGACGUUUAAGAUGGAGGAA